UUACAGUUAAACUUUCAACGUGCGCGCAUCAGGGCAGCGACAAGUGAAUAGGCGGACGGGAACUGUGCGACGCGUCCGCAAUUUCCACGCGCUCAACUCACGUUCCUCUGGAUUUUGAAAUUUUUCGACUGCGCGUAACGGUCAGCGAAAAGCGUAACUGCUUCAAACUAAAACGCAACGCAAAAAAUAAAUGCAGAAAAAUAAACAGCAAAAGCAGCAGCAGCAAAAAAAGUGCGUGAGAAUUUCAAAUUGCUGAAUUAAAUAAAUACAACAUACAAAAAUAAAAGUGAGAAAAAAGUCAAAUUCGAAACGGAAAAACGGAAAUUAUUGAAACCAAAACAAUUUUUGCUGUCUACGAAAAAUUGUUUGUGCUACUUCCAAUUGAAACGAAAUUAAAUGCUAUUGUUGUUGUUGGUUCGCGUCAUAAAUUCGAAAAUAUCGCAACUGAAAAUGUUUCAUGGAAAAGUGCUCUAUACAAAUACCAAAUAAAUUGACCAGAGAAGCAAGAAAAAUAUGGCCAGAAUCGAGAAAAAUGCUUGAAAAAUGUAUAUUAAUGCUCGAUACUCGACCAUUUAUUUUUUGUUGCCUCAAAUGAACAUUUAAAAAACUAUUAAUAAUAUGAAAUGUGUAUGAAAGAAAGCAAAUACUAUAGUUAGCUUAUUGAUUUGUACAUACAUACAUAAAUAAAUGCGUUAAACGAACCUGGACAAAACUUUGACGCACCUCUAGCAUUUGGAUGUUAUUUUUUUGUUCCAAUUUAUUUUAAUUUUCCGGCGUGUCUUUAUUAUUUGUGCGUUAAGCGCAGCGCGACAGUUGGCACCUGUUCAGCAACUUUUUAAAAAGCAUUUAAAAAAUCGUUUCAAGUUAUUUAUGCAAACGACGCCGAACGCAGCCAAACGAGUGAGAUAAAUACGUAGAUAGAUAGAGAUAGCGAUAAAAGAGAAGAAGUAAAAAAGUGAGAACGCGGUGGGAGGAGAUUUCCCUAGCCAGCCGUUGACCUAAUACCGUUUAAACUCAAUUGAAACGUAAAUUGCACUUUAGAGAUUUGAGCUUACAGUCUUAGCAUUGAAGGCGACGAAAGCAGCCAGACAGGAGAAAGGAGAAGAAAAGCAGCAGCACGACAAUCACAGUGGAGCAGAGCGGUUUCAAGUAACACUCGAACGGAUUCAACACACAGAUUUAGCUACCUGGCAGUCAAUCUACCUAACUAUUUAUUGCUUCGUUAGCAGCUGUUUAAAAUACACUAAACAAAAUAAUCUUAAAGAUAAACGGCAUAAACGACAACUGAAGCUGCAGCAGCAAUAACAACAACAACAACAACAAUAAUCGCCCGAGAGCACAAAACAUUUAUUAGGCUGGCCGCAAAUAGAGCUUUAUUAAGCAUACGCUCCGUUAGCCUGCGGCAGACAGACGGAGGAAGGAGGGACUGUCAGUGGGAGGACGGACUCACAUCAAAUUAGUAAUCAAGCGUCACAAAAGCAAAGCAACGCCGACGGGGCGCACACAGUUCACGCCGUAAGCCGAAGCUGAGCCGGACUGAGCCCGGCUGGGCAAACCAGAAGCAAACGCAAGGUGGCGACGAGGCAAGCAAGCAGGCAGGCAGGAAAGCAAGCAAGCAGGCCUGGCAAGGCAGACAAACUAAUAAGACGACUUUAUUUUUAUUGAAAUUAUGAUUAAUGACAGGAAUAUUGCACGACAGCGAUGUGGAAUCAACGCGCUUUAAGCAUUGCAACGAAUUAAGGGCACACAAAGCCCAUGAUAAUCAUCGAGCUGUGCUGCUAAUAAUGAUGUUUGCCGAUGAUGAUAUGAUUCUGCGAUGGCACAAUUUCUGAUGCGAUUAUCAUUCCAUCUUAACAGAGCCAUGGAACACGCAGUUGCCACGCUGCCGCUGCCGUUCGAAAUGUUUGCGAUGAAGUUGAUCAAAGGCAGGUCAGUGGGUGUCAUUGCUGUCGCCGCUGUGCCGCUGCCGCACGACUGCCAAGCCAAUUGAAAGUCACACACAUUACACAUACGACACGUUGCACAAAGCAAAAAGAGUAUAAGUUAAGAAAAAAGUAAUUGAUAAGCAAAAGUGUAUUAUCAAAAGCAAAGCAAUUGACAAUUUGAUGGCUUCAACCGGGCAAGAUUGCGCAGUAGCCGCAGCCCGCAAACGACGCCAUCAGACAUCAGCAUCAGCAGCAGCAACAGCAACACAGAACUGCAACAGCAACAACAGCAAUAAACUGAUCUCCACUGCAACCCUAACGCUGUUCAUCCUCACCCUCAGCAGCUGGAUAGCCUACGCGACAGCUGCAGUCACAACAACAACAACAACAGCAACAGCUGCCACAGCCUCCGUAGCAACAACUGCAGCAACCACAGCAGCAACAGCAUCGAUAGCAACUACGACGACGAUCACGAUAAUCACGGCACAAACUGCGACCAGAAGUGGCGGCGAUUUGGCUGAGGACUUUAACAGCAGCAGCGCCUUUUUGGGCGCCAUCGCUGCCGCUGGCGGGGCCACCGCAGCUGUCAACAGCAGCCCCAUUGCCAUUGUCAGCUAUCAGGGCAUUACGAGCAGCACGCCCAAUGGCAGCAGCACUGUGGUCUCCAUGUCCGAUACGCCACGACUGCUCGACGAGCUAUCGACGGACGAGGAAUUCGAGCUGCCGGCGUUGCAGUCUGUCAUUGUGAGCAUCAUACUGCUGAUUGUCAUACUGGGCACAGUGGUUGGCAAUGUGCUUGUCUGCAUCGCUGUGUGCAUGGUACGAAAACUGCGACGACCCUGCAAUUAUCUGCUCGUCUCGCUGGCGUUAUCCGAUCUCUGUGUGGCGCUGCUAGUCAUGCCGAUGGCGUUGCUCUACGAGGUGCUCGAACGCUGGAGCUUUGGCACACUGCUCUGCGACAUUUGGGUGUCGUUCGAUGUGCUCUGCUGCACCGCCUCCAUACUGAAUCUGUGCGCCAUCUCGGUGGACAGAUAUCUGGCCAUCACAAAGCCACUCGAGUACGGUGUGAAGCGAACCCCGCGUCGCAUGAUGCUGUGUGUGGGCAUUGUUUGGUUGGCAGCCGCCUGUAUCUCGUUGCCACCGCUACUGAUACUGGGCAACGAGCAUGAGGAUGAGGAUGGCCAGCCCAUAUGCACGGUGUGCCAAAACUUUGCAUAUCAAAUCUAUGCCACGCUGGGCUCCUUCUACAUACCACUGUCCGUGAUGCUGUUCGUCUACUAUCAGAUAUUUCGUGCCGCCCGUCGCAUUGUGCUGGAAGAGAAGCGUGCCCAAACCCAUCUGCAACAGGCCCUCAAUGGCACCGGCUCGCCACAAACGGCGACAGCUCCCACUCUGGGUCACACGGAUCUGGGCAGCGGCAAUGGUGCUGGCCAUCAUGGCCAUCGACACAGCAGCGUGGGCAACACAUCGCUCACCUACUCGACGUGUGGCGGCCUCAGCACCAGCGGCGGCGGCGGUGGCGGUGUGGUGGGCAUACCGCAUGGCCAUCAUGGCAGCGGCGGAGGCGUGAGUGGCUCCACAGGAUUGUUGGGUUCGCCGCAUCACAAGAAGCUGCGCUUUCAACUGGCCAAAGAGAAGAAGGCGUCCACCACACUGGGCAUCAUAAUGUCCGCAUUCACCAUCUGUUGGCUGCCCUUCUUCAUACUCGCACUGAUCCGGCCAUUUGAGACGAUGCAUGUGCCGCCCUCGCUGUCGUCGCUGUUCUUGUGGUUGGGCUAUGCCAACUCGCUGCUGAAUCCCAUCAUAUAUGCAACGUUAAAUCGUGAUUUUCGCAAACCCUUCCAGGAGAUACUCUUCUUCCGCUGCUCCAGUCUCAACAGCAUGAUGCGCGAGAAUUACUAUCAGGAUCAGUAUGGCGAGCCGCCGUCGCAGCGUGUCAUGCUUGGCGAUGAACGACAUGGCGCCCGGGAGAGCUUUCUGUGAACUUGAAUGGAUCCUUGACUCACCUGCAUCUGCAUCUCUAUCUAUUGGAGCAUCCCAAACACACACACACACACAUCCCAUCUCACACAUAGUCACACCAAUGAGUAUUUUUUGAAUGUAGUAGUGUUGCAAGCGCAUGCUGCAAAUCCAUAUGAUACGAUAUGAUAUAUGAUAUGAUAUGAUACUAUAUAUGUAGACGACUUCUCUAAGUGUAAAACUAAACGUUGUAAUUUUUAAAUGUAGCGCUAAGCAAUGAAGUGGGCCGAAGCUAAGGGAACCCCAACUCCUCACUCCCCCACACAUACACACUCACACACACACCCACCCAAGCAAAGCAAAACACACACACACAAUACAUAGAAAGACGGUUGUAAUAAUACUGUAAAUCCAGGACAGGUUUUCACGGUUCCUUUCCGAUCACAAUCACAAUCGAUAUCGAAUCUAUUGAGCCCACUGCGAGCGCAGUUCAUUUGCGAUACUCAAAACUGAGCCAAAAACUACAAUUAAAUAACAAAAAUUAAAGAAAAAAAAAACAAAAAAAAACGUUAAGGACAUUGUGUCACCUAAUUUACAUAUGCAAAUACAUAUACAUCUACAUAUAUGUAUGUGUACAAUAAAUAUAUAGAUCUUAAAGCAUGACAAAAGCAAAUGGAAGGGUCCUCAACCCAUCGAACUGUAAAUAAGCGCUAUAAACCAAAGCUAAGAUAUGUAUGCAGCUCGAAACUGUCUCAAAAAUAAAAAGGAAAAAAUAAAAAACGUAUAUUUAUUAUACUCGUAUGGCUAAGGCUACAGCUAAAGCUCAAGUCUAAUACAACUUAUGUAUGGAUGUAUUUAUUAAAAACAAAAGAACUACAAAAAUGAACACAAAACCAAUUAAGAAACUUUCUGCAUUAUUAAUUUUUGUAUUUUGUAUUGGUUUUAUUUUAUUGUAUUUGUAUAAAAGUCACGCCUCUCUGUGAUACCAAACAUUAAGCAUUAAUUUUAUGUUUAGAACAACAAAAACAAACUACAUUAAUAUACAUAUAAUGCUAAAAAUAACUAAUUACUAUUAACUAUAUGUAGUAAAUACGAGUACUACCUAAAUAUACAUACAUACAUGCAUAUAUAUACACUUAUAUAUAUAAAUAUCUAUAUAUAUAUUUAUAGAUAUACGCCUAGUCUAUUAAGUUUACUAAGUGUGCGUGUUUUUAAUGUACGUAUGUCUAACGGUUAAGUACAUGAUAUUCAAAAAAACAAAUAUGCUGAGUUACAUAUGAAUGUGUAAUUUAAUGUUGAACAAAACCGGAGAUAAAUAACUAAAAUUAAUCCCCUCAUCCCUUCACCUUCCCCUUCCAACAAAUAAAGUCCCCCACUAUCCCUAAAACAACUGAAAAACAAAAACUAAGCAAAUAAAUAAACAAAGAAAAGAGCAUGACAAACUAAGC
Messenger RNA from Drosophila albomicans, 5332 nucleotides. It is a transcript of the gene 5-HT7, whose product is annotated as 5-hydroxytryptamine receptor 1. Gene Ontology annotation, molecular function: G protein-coupled amine receptor activity. Lineage: Eukaryota; Metazoa; Arthropoda; Insecta; Diptera; Drosophilidae. The transcript is spliced from 4 exons. The record is from RefSeq and is a predicted model, not a curated record. Gene Ontology annotation, biological process: adenylate cyclase-activating adrenergic receptor signaling pathway. Bases 2106 to 3908 code for a protein of 600 amino acids. Gene Ontology annotation, cellular component: membrane.